AUGCGUCCUCGCUCGCUGUUCUUCUCCGCGCUGUGCAAAUGCACGCGCGAGAGACCGUCCUCUCCUUCUCUCUUCUGCCUUCUCUCCGUCACGCUCCUCCUUUCUCUUGCCGACUCCUCUCUCUGGCUCUCGCACCCUUCCCUCGGUGACUCCUCGGCCUCGUUCCUCCUCCCCGUCUGCGAGGCCUCCCAACAUCCCUCUUCCUCUUCUCGUGCUUCGCCUUCUCCAUCUCCUUCCCUUUCUUCUGCACCCUUUCCUGUCGCUUUUGAGCGCGCGACCGCCUGGGGGGCAUAUCGGCCGGCAGCGUAUUUUUCUCUCCGUGCCGCGACGCAUGCACGCGGCUUCCUCACAGGCCUCGCGUGGGGUGGCGAGGGCAUCGUCUCGUCCACAGCUUUGCACUCGGCGCUCGCACACGCCUCGCACCCCUCGGGCCUCGCACAGACUUCCCCAGACAGCGAAGGCGCGCGCCUCGCCCCAGGCGCGCCGCAGGGCGAAGAUCCUCUGGAGUGGGAGAGGGCGAGACGGAAGCGAGAACAGGUUCACCACCUCAUCAGGGAUGAGGACAUCCUGGACGACAGACGCUGCAAGGGGGGGUCGAAAGGCGAGAGCGAGACGACCGUGGCUGUGGAUGCAUGCACGGAGGGAACGCAGUUCCAGUGGAAAGAACACGACGGACUCUUUUACGGCAGCCAGGACAUCCUGCACCGGCGACGCGUUUCUCCGGGGGCGCGGCCCGUGGACACGGAGGACUUGAAGAUUCGAACCACGUUCGCCAAGCAUCCCGUGCACGCGGACAAAAUCUUCUCCUUUCGGCUCUCGGCCUCAGUCGAGCGCGGCGAGCGCGGCCAGGCCGCAGAGCGAAACCAGGCCGCGACGGUCGCUUCCCUCUUUGUCUACUUCACGUCGGAAGACGAAGAUUUCGCCGUGUUUCUCCACCCGGACACGAAGCGCCAGAAGAUACAGGCGGCUCGUCGCCUGUAUCUUCUGGGGCGCGGAGACAGCGCUGCGGAGGACCUCUUGGCCGUGGUCGAGACGAAGCUGCAAAGGCGCGAGCGCGGCGAGGGCGAGAAAGGAGACAGAGACGCCGCGUUUGGGAUCUUUUUCGGCAGCUCGCUUCUGUCCUGUGCGGCGACCCAGGCGUGGGAUGCCGCCUCGCACAUUGAGCACCUGCUGCGCAAAUCGCACGAGAAGCCCGCAACCUCGAGAGGCGAGGGGCUCGACGCGUUUCGCCACCUUCCCAACGAAGAAGAAGAAGACGCGAACUUCUUCGCGCUGCAGGUUCUCGGGUCGGUUCCCGCGAAAGCUGCAAAAGAACACAGAGACGAGACAGACGAAGAGGACGACGGAGACACCUGGGAGGAAGAGGCCGAGGAAGACGCACUCGUCAUUGACGUUCACGUCUUCACCGGUGGCAUUCUGGGGAAGGGAGACGCGCGGAUCGACGGCGCGAAUCCACGCGCCCAGACCUCGGCUCCUGGCCGUCCGCAACAGGCAAACAGCCGCUGUGACUUUGACUGCCUGUCUUCUCUAUCUAUUGAAGAAAUCGACAAGCGCAUCCAAGCGUUCCUCUUCAGUUCUUCCUCUCCGUCCUCUCCCUCGUCGCUCUCUCCCUCUGCUUCCUCUCCCUCGUCGCUCUCUCCCUCGUCUUCCUCUCCCCUGGGUGGUCACCUGUCCUACCUCGCUCGCCUGUAUUCGCGUCUUUUCCAUCUCCACCUCGAGGCGACCUUUCCCGGACCUUCGCCGCUCGCGCUGCGUUCCGCGAUGAUUUCGAAUCUUCUGGGAGGGCGCGGCUUCUUCGCGGGAAAGCUGCCGGUGUCUCCAGCUGCGCAUGAGGCGGCGCCGCUCGAGUCCCGGGACGAGGAGGAGCAGACGGCCUCUGAGGGAGAGCGGCCGGCGAAGCCAGAGCACGAUGCACCGGGGAGGCUUCUGGGCGACCUCGCGCUCUUCUCCUUCGUUCCCGCCCGAAUGAAAUUCCCACGUCCUUGCCUGUGGGAUGAAGGCAUGCAUGAACUCGUCGCCCUCGAGUGGUUCCCCCUCCUCGCAGCACAAAACCUCGUCUCGUGGAUGCAGAUGCUCAAGACUUCCGACCAAAUCUACCCAGGCAAGUCUCGCCUCUUUCUCCUCUCUCGUUCUUCUUUUCUCUCGUUCGGCUCCUCUCUCUUCCUUUCUCUUCGCCUCUGCCUUUGUCUCGCUUCCUCUCGGUUUCGUUGCAGCGAAAUGGCUAUGGGCAUGCCGCCGGCGUUCCUCGUGCAACAUCCUGAAGCGGGGAAUCCGCCGACGCUAGUUUUCGCGCUCGAGAAACUCGUGGAUAUCGCCGCGCAGGCGCCGAGGCUGCGUCACCCGCUCUUCCGGCUGCUGACUCAGAACCGCCUUCCCUCGCGGGACCAGAUCGAGGGGAUUGCGGCUCUCGCGGUCGCUGGGGGAAAACGACGCGGCCAGAGCGAAACCAAACGCGGCGGCCAGACCCCCGCUUCGCUCCUCUCGGAAUUGGUCGCCCUCACAGACGGACCAGACGGAAACUCCUCGGCGGAGGCGUCACUCUCCACAGUCCUCGCAAACUGCAUCCAAGCAAUUGCUCCUCUCCUCACACAAUGGAUCAACUACUACGUACACAUGCACACAACAAUCAUUGACGAAGCUCCAAACACCUCUUCUUCGCCCACCUCCUCGUCUUCUGCGCCCACCUCCUCGUCUUCUGCGCCCACCUCCUCGUCUUCUUCGCCCACCUCCUCGUCUUCCUCGCCCACCUCGUCUUCUUUGCCAACUCCUCCUCCCUCGUCUUUGUCUUUGCUGUUGGAUCCUCGACGGUAUCCAAAGUGGCACGAGCUGCCGCCCUCGGCCCCAGCGGCUUCCUUCAGCAGCGGGUUGGACGACUUUCCUCGUCCACUCCAAGUUUACGACAGGGCGGAAGAAGCGGAACCCCCUGCAGCCCACCUCGACCUGCACGUGUGGUUUCUCGGUCUCCUGCGAGGAGCCGAGCGCGUCUGUGCAUUUCUGGAGAAUCGGACAGCCGGCGGACCUCGGGACACACAGCGCACAAAGGAAAGCAGAGCCUGCCGAGAAACGUAUGGACCAGCUCUCGCUUCUCUCAUUGUGAAGCUGCUGGGUGUCGAUACACCCCAGUCCGUCUUCACCUCCCUCCUCGUCUCCGACUCGUGCUCCGCUCCUUCCUCUGCUGGAGUGUGCAACUGGAGAGUGCAGCCGCCGACAGCGUCGAGUCUGUACUUGCACGCUGCCGGGAUCCUCGUGGACUUUGCGACAAAACAGCCGCUUGUGAAGACAAGACGCGAGGACGAGCCUCAGCGCCUCGUCCCCGUCCCGGUGUGGCCGUGGAGAGAAGACGGAAGGUGCGGCCGGGAGUUCCCGAUCGCGACGGGUCGCCCCGCGCUGUGCAACCCGCUCUCUGCGAGCCCGUGCUGCUCGGCGGCGGGGUUUUGCGGGGCGUCUCAGGAGUACUGCGCAUGCGCUUCUUGUUUCCGCACGCCGGCGCUCACAGAACGGCGGUUCUGGGGCUACGAAGCCGUCGGACCCGCGCCCUCGUCCUACGUCGGCGUACCGUCGCUGCUCCCCCUCGCCCUCGGCCUGCUGCCGUGGCGCGGCCACCUUCCCUUCCUCGUGGCUUCGGGCCCAGAAGGCGACGCGCGCGCGGCGCGACCGGCGGCGAGCGGAGACACCGGAGACGCGCGCGAAGCAGGGGACGUGCUUCUGCGCCGAGUCAUGGACGUGGCUGAGAAUGAAGAGCUGGGCUUCUCCAGUGCGUUCGGCCUCCGUAGCCUGCGCAAAGGGGACGCGCUGUACCACCAGGCGAGCGACUACUGGCGAGGCGACGUGUGGAUUCACAUCAGCGCCUUUGUUCUGAGCGGCAUUCGACGCUUCUAUUUGAACGGCCUGACUGCGCGGGAGAUGCAGCCCGGAGACGAGAGACACACGGCGUUCUUGAAGAACUUUUACGCCACCGUGCGAAGAAGAGUGCUGCUGACCGUCGAGAGAGAAUGGGAGAGAAAGCAACAAUUCUACGAGAGAUACAGCGACAUCGACGGAACCGGCAAAGGCCCUUUCCCGUUCGCCGGCUGGACGACCAUGUACCUUUUGCUCCUCACGGAGAAAUAA
Messenger RNA from Neospora caninum, 4110 nucleotides. RefSeq lists its product as hypothetical. The record is from RefSeq and is a predicted model, not a curated record. The transcript is spliced from 4 exons. NCBI's taxonomy places the organism in Eukaryota, Apicomplexa, Conoidasida, Eucoccidiorida, Sarcocystidae. Gene Ontology annotation, biological process: protein N-linked glycosylation; oligosaccharide metabolic process. Gene Ontology annotation, cellular component: endoplasmic reticulum membrane. Bases 1 to 4110 code for a protein of 1369 amino acids. Gene Ontology annotation, molecular function: Glc3Man9GlcNAc2 oligosaccharide glucosidase activity; chitin binding.